AAUAAUCGUUUUCACACAACUACACGGACAAUUUAGUAUGUUGGACCCAAGAAGGAAAUACGACCCAGCUGUGACCUGCUUGCUGUUUAUGUCUGUGAAAUGGACACGUAGCUUGAGAAAAGAGUCAUGUUUAAUAUAAAAUCUCUGCAGAGAAACAAAACGGUCAAAUAUGGAGUCCCUAUGCUUCUGCUUGUAAUUGGUGGCUCCUUUGGCCUACGAGAGUUUACACAAAUCCGAUAUGAUGCCCAGAAGAUCCGAAAGAGGCUUGAUCCUUCACUGGAGGCUAAAGUGGACGCCCAAAAGCAGUCAGUGAUUUUGGAGGAAGAGUAUAAGAAGAUGAAGGAAAUUAAUUUGGAUGAGUGGAAGAACAUCCGUGGUCCCCGUCCCUGGGAGGACUCGAGGGAAUACCAGGAGCAGCAGCGCAGCAGGCUGAGCAAAACAAGCUGAGACUCCGGGAUGAACAGACGGCACACACACCGCAGCAGCACGGUGAUGGACUGUAGACACGUCUACGGAGACGAAGCCACUGAUGUUCAGAUAUCCCAGACACUGCAGCGUCAGGGUUUUGGAGUUGGCUUGGUUAAAAUUAUAUCUCUAUUUAAAGAAAUCUAUCAUUUUUUUAAUAGAAACAAAUGUAUAAAUGAAUCUGAUUCAGUUUGCAGUAACAAACAACCAGCAGGUGGCACCUUCCAUUCAGACAACAAGGAGGGACUUAUGGAGUAUAUCGAUGUGAUUUCCAUGUUUCAAUAAAUGAUUACUGUUGUUCCUAA
Molecule: messenger RNA, 770 nt
Organism: Melanotaenia boesemani (Boeseman's rainbowfish)
Lineage: Eukaryota; Metazoa; Chordata; Actinopteri; Atheriniformes; Melanotaeniidae
Product: cytochrome c oxidase assembly protein COX16 homolog, mitochondrial
Exons: 4
Coding region: 127-447 (106 amino acids)
Biological process (GO): mitochondrial respiratory chain complex IV assembly
Cellular component (GO): mitochondrial inner membrane
Source: RefSeq, a predicted model, not a curated record